Messenger RNA from Mangifera indica (mango), 744 nucleotides. Its product is annotated as dCTP pyrophosphatase 1-like. Lineage: Eukaryota; Viridiplantae; Streptophyta; Magnoliopsida; Sapindales; Anacardiaceae. Gene Ontology annotation, molecular function: nucleoside triphosphate diphosphatase activity. The transcript has 2 exons. The coding region runs from base 37 to 393 and encodes 118 amino acids. Gene Ontology annotation, biological process: nucleoside triphosphate catabolic process. The record is from RefSeq and is a predicted model, not a curated record.
CAUAGCCAAGAGAAGAAGAAGAAAAAGAAUCUAGAGAUGGAGAAAAAUGAUGAUAAAGAUGUUUCUCUUCAGGAACUCAGAGUCAUGCUUGCAGAAUUUGCUGAAGUUAGAGGAUGGGAUCAAUAUCACAGUCCCAGAAAUCUUCUUCUAGCACUAGUGGGGGAGGUUGGAGAGCUUUCUGAAAUAUUUCAAUGGAAGGGAGAAGUGGCAAGGGGACUACCCAAUUGGAGUUCUGAUGAUAAGGAACAUUUAGAGGAAGAGCUCUCAGAUGUUUUGCUUUAUCUAGUUCGUCUUGCUGAUGUUUGUGGGCUUGAUCUUGGCCAAGCUGCACUUACAAAGAUAGUGAAGAAUGCGAGAAAAUACCCAAUUGGCAAUCCAAAAUUUUCUACCUAAAAGCUUUGCUCUCAUCUCUCCUCACUAUUUUCAUUUUAUUUUGCUCUUCUUCUUGUUUUCUUUUGCAGAGAUCAUGUUGUUGGGUCUGAUUUGUGAGAGAGAAGUAGUAUGCUAUAAUUUCAUAGUUCAAUUAGAAUAAGUUAAUCUCUCUUUUAGCGUCUUAAUCAUCUUGUUUAGCAAAGAAGGGCCCUUGGAGGCCAUAACAUAUUUAUAGUUAAGGCAUCUCAUCAUCACCCAAAAGAUUAUAGUAUCUUAGUGAAACCGUGGGGGCGGUUGACUAGUUCCACAACUAGUGUACUUAGUUAGUUAAAAGUUUAACUUUAAAAUGUGGUCGAAGGGAUUUAAAACUUU